Pseudocercospora fijiensis CIRAD86 is the source of this 1275-nucleotide messenger RNA. RefSeq lists its product as uncharacterized. The transcript is spliced from 11 exons. The record is from RefSeq and is a predicted model, not a curated record. The coding region runs from base 1 to 1275 and encodes 424 amino acids. Lineage: Eukaryota; Fungi; Ascomycota; Dothideomycetes; Mycosphaerellales; Mycosphaerellaceae.
AUGUCUUGCAUUGGGAUUGGCGGAGAGUCAACAAAGUCCCGAUCAUCUUUGCUAGAUGCCGCACCGCAUACAGCACGCCGAGCCAACAUCACCCCCACCAUUAUCAGCUCUGUUAGCCCAAUCAUUUUCCUCAUCUCUCCCAUCUCCGAAUAUUCCGCCGCAAAAUCCAUUCCAAGGAUGGAGUUGGAGUGCGUCAAUCUAUCAUCAAGUACUGGCUCCCGGACGAAACAAGGUCGACCGCAGCAGGUUAUACAAGACUUUCGAAACCUCAAGCUAUCUCACGACUCACGGUCCCUAGUUCCAUUACCAAAGAAAGCCACCCAGCAAGACCCAGUCGAACAGGAAGGCAGGAAGGGCAAUGGACAAAUCUUUUCACGUCUUGGUAAUGCCAGAUAUGAUACACUCGCUUGUUUUACAACAUUCUCCGCUACACCACGGUCAGACCACAGGGUAAACCGCAAAAGAACGCUGAAUCUGGGGAUAUGCCUGCGCUUGGUGAUGACGGUAGACGACGCCUUGUCUAGCAUUACGAGGGCACCUGGUUCAUGGGGAACACCUCAGGACAUUGACAGGCACAUCACGGUCAGACCCAAGGGUAUACCGCAAUGGAACGCCCCAUUUGGGACGAGAGAUGCAGAUGGGAUGCAGAUGGGAGUCAAGUGGACGCACGCGUCUAUACACCUCUUGGACGCGACAUACCGACUGUGCCCAGAACUCACGACUUCCUCUGCGGUAUUCAAGUUGACCAAGACGAUUCAAAACUUCCUCUCCGGCCCUCAAGUUGGGCGGGACGAUCCCCUCUCCGGCAUCAACCAAGAAGGCAUUAAUCAACCCAGAGAAUCCAGCGGGCCACUAUCACUUGUACCAAGAACCCAGGAGCUCUUCUCUAGCAUUGGCCAAGACGUCAAUGAAUACAGAGAGUCCAGCAGGCCGCCAUUACCUGUGCCUAGAAUUCGAAAACUCCUCUCUGGUAUUGAAGAUAGCCAAAUCAUCAACCGAUCCAGAGCAUCUAGCAGGCCACUAUCACCUUCACGAGAUCAAAAAAAAAAGAAGCUGAGAGUGCUUAAGGAAGAAUGCCUCACGAGCUGCAUUAGCGUUAGGCACACACGCUGGCACUCCUCGCUAGCGCCGAAGGUCGAGCGUAGGAGCACAGAGGCGAAGAAGAUUCGAACGCAGCGGAAGACCCCAAGACUAAGGCUCAUGCCGAAUUCAAAGAUAAUUGCUAGAUCGAGAUGUUCGUUUUCCAUGUUUUUGGAUUCCACCCAAUCCGUUUGA